AUGAUAAAUGUGAACCUCAUGGUGGCGCCAGAGGAGAAGUCAAAUGGACAGUUCCUGUCUUUCUGUGCGUCAGACUGUGCAUCUCUGUAUCACAAUGGUGUUCGGCGUUCUGGUGUUUACACCAUCGUCUUGUCACCGGGCUCCACCCUGCCUGUCUACUGCGACAUGGAGACCGAGGGCGGGGGCUGGACGGUUUUUCAGCGGCGGCGCGACGGCUCAGUGAGUUUUAACCGCGGCUGGUCAGAGUACCGAGAUGGCUUCGGCGACCCGAGAGAAGAACACUGGCUGGGCAACCAACAGCUCCACCUGCUGUCCAACCAUGGCCACUACAGCCUUCGCAUCGACCUGCAGGACUGGAGCCACGCCUACAGACACGCCCUGUACCACACCUUCAGGAUAGAGGAUGAGGAGAACCAGUACCGCCUCCACGUGUCUGGUUUCAGUGGAACAGUGGAAGAUUCGUUCGGUUGGUACCACGACCGGCAGGGCUUCAGCACGCCAGACACUGGCAACAUCUGUGCCGAGAUCAGCCACGCCGGCUGGUGGUUCCACCAGUGUUUCUACGCCAACCUCAACGGCGUCUAUUACAAGGGCGGGCGCUACUCACUUAAAGCUCAGAACUUGCUCGGGCCGGACGGCAUCGUCUGGUUCUCCUGGAAGGAAUCAGACUUCUACUCUCUGAAGGCAGUCACCAUGAUGAUACGACCACGCAACUUCAGGCCGCGCUUGUCGCCGUAGAGAUGGAGUGUUUUCUAUUGCCUGCAGCUUCUAAGGACUGCUAGCUGCUUCUAUUGGCUGCCAGAAAUACUCAUUACUACAGUACCAAACAUGCAUGAAUCCGCUGCUGAAAAUAAUCCCCAUCAAAUGCAGUAUUUCCAACUGUUUGAGUAACGUUUGCUAAAAACUACAGUGCCCAUCUGUUUUUAGAAAUACACCUUUUUUUAAAUAAA
This is a messenger RNA of Micropterus dolomieu (smallmouth bass), 950 nucleotides long. RefSeq names its product fibrinogen-like protein 1. The record is from RefSeq and is a predicted model, not a curated record. The transcript is spliced from 5 exons. NCBI's taxonomy places the organism in Eukaryota, Metazoa, Chordata, Actinopteri, Centrarchiformes, Centrarchidae. The coding region runs from base 1 to 738 and encodes 245 amino acids.